UGAAAUGAUGGCGGCUGUCUGCGCUCUAAAUGUUCGUUCUGUGUGGGGCGUCUUUCGAGCUUCUUUGGUCCCAAAUAACGGUUUGACGACGUCUUCAGCGAGAAAGUAUACAAAUGGAAUUGUAUCAGGCAUCAUUCCAUCUGCCAUGAAAGCCUUACAGCAACAUGUUAUUAAUAAAGUUCAACAUCCAAGAUACUCUGUGCAACAGAAGCAGUUAUUCCAUGGUCAUGGUUUUCUUACUACUCCUGCUUUAUGGCAGCAACCAAGUCUAGCAAGGCAGACAACAUUCAUAUGCUCAACCAUGAAAAAUAAGCCUUACCUCAACCUUGUGUUGAACAACACAAGACUUUUCGCUACAGUUAACCAAUACCGUUGGAAAAAAGUAAGAACCAAGGCUGAUAUGCCAAAGAAACAUAUUCCAAAAUCUAAACGAAUCCUCCUGGGUCCUCAGAGGAAAGGUGUGUGUAUCAAAGUCUUCUCAAGAAAUCCUAAGAAGCCAAACUCUGGCAACCGAAAGUGUGCUCUGUUAAAAUUAAGUAAUGGAAAAGUAAUCACUGCCUACAUACCAGGUGAGCGAGCAGUGUUACAAGAACAUGCCGUGGUGUUGUUUGAAGGUGGCAGAGUCCAGGACUGUCCCGGAAUCAAAUAUAAAAUUAUAAGAGGGAAAUAUGACAUGAACUAAUGAAAAAACACUCCUAUUUAUUAACCCUUUAACUCUUAAGAUCCGAUUGCUAAUUCUCCCCUCUAGCUGCUAUGCAUUUCCUUGCAUGUAAACGAGUUAAAAGAAUUUGGUGCUAGAUCAAGAUAACAAUUUCUACCUGAUAAAUUUGAGGAUUCUCAUUACCUGUUUGCUAGGUUAUGUGUGGAUUUUGUGAGGAGAAGUUACAUGUUAAUCACUUGUGAGAAUUUAAGAGUUAUCAUAAGGUAAACUAGUCUCUGUGCCUUUGUUGCAUCUAUUGGGUUAUGGUUGCACAACUGGAAUCAAUGCUAGUUAUCUGCAGGGUUUUACAUAAUGUGGUGUAUGUUACAAUACCCACUCUUCAAAACUGUACAGAAUGCUCAUGUUCUGCAAUCUGAGGGUACUGAAGUUUUAAUAAAUGUUGAUUUGUACACAUCUUAUAAUAAAGCUUUGCAAAUUCUACACUAAGUGAUCUAAAAUGUACAGAAUGCACAUGUUCUACAAUCAUGAGGGAACUGAAUUUGUAUUGAAUGUUGAUUGGUACACACUUUGUAAUAAAGUUUUGAAAAUUCUA
This is a messenger RNA of Stylophora pistillata, 1253 nucleotides long. RefSeq lists its product as uncharacterized. Gene Ontology annotation, biological process: translation. Gene Ontology annotation, molecular function: structural constituent of ribosome. NCBI's taxonomy places the organism in Eukaryota, Metazoa, Cnidaria, Anthozoa, Scleractinia, Pocilloporidae. Gene Ontology annotation, cellular component: ribosome; small ribosomal subunit. The record is from RefSeq and is a predicted model, not a curated record.